AUGGUUCCCCGGUGGAAAGAAGGGUCCACGGGGUGCACUUCUGCUGGCAGAGUCACAGCCCAUGCCCUCCUAUCCUUCCUUGCUCUCUCUGCCUCUCCAGUCAGCGCCUGGGGCCACGAUAGAGCCUCCGAGCAAGUGGUUCUUCCUCUUCCUCAAGAACCCAUCUCGCAUCCUCUGCGGCCAGAACCUCCGGCCCCCGCAGACCACACCUUUACCCUCCGCCACAUCUACCAUCACGGGGCCUAUCAGCACCCCAAGCUACACAGGAGGAAGGAUAUCUCAAGUAAAGAUGCCCAGGUCUGGAUUGCAGCAGAAGACGGUUCUGGCCGGGAGCAGCUACCCGUCUUGAAAGCAAGGAGUCACGCGCAAAGGAUCGAGAGGCUCGUGGAUCGACGGCCGAGUAUUGUUGAUCCUAUGGUGGCGUUGGCCCGAGAAAGAGGCUACGUUUCCGUACUCUCGCCCGACGCUUGGACGGUUGACGAUGUGCCAUCACCGGACAUUACCGACAAGGACACCGUUCUUAACAUGGCCUACAUGACCUCAAAUGCCUAUGUUGAGACACCCGACAACGCAGACUGGUUCGAAGUUGGGCAGCCCUACAACAAGAGUGCUGACUUUGGAUGGGAAACGGACGGGUUGCGGGGACAUAUCUUCGCCGAUGAGACCAAUUCAACCAUCGUCAUUGGUCUCAAAGGCACGACGCUGGCUGUGUUUGAUGGAGAUGGCACGACUACAAACGACAAGGAGAAUGAUAACCUGUUUUUCAGCUGCUGCUGUGGUCAGCAAGGCCAGUGGACCUACCGACAGGUUUGCGACUGUGCUACGGGGACGUACAGUUGCAACACUACCUGCGUCUCUAAGGCUCUGCGUGAGGAGAAUCGCUACUACAUGGCUGCUCGUGAGCUGUAUUCAAACGUCACAGAGCUCUACCCCGACUCCAACAUCUGGCUUACGGGGCAUUCCCUUGGUGGCGCCGUCGGUUCCUUUCUGGCCCUUACCUACGGACUUCCCGCUGUCACAUUUCAGGCUGUUCCCGAGGCUUUGGCUGCUGGACGUCUAGGCCUGCCAGUGCCGCCAGGCUCAGACCCUCAGAACCCACAAACUCGACAAUACACCGGCACGUAUCAUUUUGGCCACACGGCUGACCCGGUGUAUAUGGGCACGUGCAACGGCGCCACCGCGUCGUGCUCGUAUGCCGGAUAUGCCUUAGAGACGGCCUGCCACACUGGCUACGAAUGCGUUUACGAUGUUGUCUCAGACCUCGGUUGGCGUGUGGGCAUCGGCACUCAUAAGAUCCACACGGUCAUCAAAGACAUCCUGCGCAAGUACGACUCCGUUCCUGAGUGCAAGUAUACGCCGGAAUGCCGGGACUGUGCCAAUUGGAAGAUGUACGAAAGCAAUGGGACAGAGAGCACGACAACAUCACGCUCCUCCACCACGACCAAGACCCGGACGCGGACAGAGACUUGUAAGACACCCGGUUGGUGGGGCUGCUUGGACGAAACGACAACCACGACUGGCAAGACGACAUCCACUACGACAACAACUAGCACGUCGACUUCGACUUGCAAAACGCCUGGAUGGUUCGGAUGCAAGGACAAGACGACGACAACGUCAGCACCAGUCACAUCGCCAACCACCGUGCCUACUGCAACGGCCACAACAACGUUGACUGUUCCAACCACCACCUGCGAAACGCCUGGGCGAUUCUGGGGUUGCAACGAUAAGACUCUCACAGUGAGCCCAACGACAUCACAUGAGAUCACCGAAGCACCCUCGGCACCCACCAGUGCCGCCUCCCCGACCGCCAGCACAACGCAGUCCGCUCCAUCGAAAGGGAAGUGUACACAUCGCUCUUGGUUUGGGUGGUGCAAGGAGCGAGACCAUGUUGACACGCAGGAGAUAGUGGAAAUCUAG
Messenger RNA from Thyridium curvatum, 1917 nucleotides. RefSeq lists its product as uncharacterized. Gene Ontology annotation, molecular function: glycerophospholipase activity. The transcript is spliced from 2 exons. The coding region runs from base 1 to 1917 and encodes 638 amino acids. The record is from RefSeq and is a predicted model, not a curated record. NCBI's taxonomy places the organism in Eukaryota, Fungi, Ascomycota, Sordariomycetes, Thyridiales, Thyridiaceae. Gene Ontology annotation, biological process: neutral lipid catabolic process; piecemeal microautophagy of the nucleus; macroautophagy.